GAAGUAUACAUAUAUCACUUUUCAAUAAAUAUUUUUAUAGAAACAAAAAGUCAAAGUUAUAUUUUGGAGACUGUGUCGCUGUCCAAAACGACUUCCUUUACCAGUACGAAGGGUGUACUACAAAUUAAGUAAAAGAGCUUAUUUUCAUAUAUCUGCUGAGAACAUCAGCUAAUCCACUCAUUAAUUCUGAUCGUACAGUUUUGAGAGACAUGCAUUGCAUGUAAUCAAGCAUGCAUUAAGUCAAAUGCCCGUGCGCUACAGUAGAUUCAGAAGAAAUAUAUAUCAUUGGUUUUAAACUUAAAAGGGCAGGAAAGUCGCACAUAGUAUAAAAUAAAAUACUAGCUCCAUCUAUUUUAUAUUAUAAGUCGUUUUGAUUUUUUUCUAAUUAAUUUUUUAAGUGAUCAAAUAAAUAAAAAUAUAUAGCAAUAUAUUUGACACAAAACAAACAUAUUAUCAAAAUAUGAACAGAGGAAGUAAUAUAUUGAUAGGCAAGCUCCUUGUUGUAACCAAGGUUAGGGGAUGGUCACUACAUAGUACAAAAUAGAUUUUCGUGGACACUUCGCUCUGAACUACACCGGCGGCCUAAAAGCACAAUAGCAUGUAUAAUACACGGGGGAUGUGCACGGUUAAAAGAAGAUCUAUUACAGGCAGUUACAUAUAAAAAUAAACAUAUUUACACAUACGGCUAUCAUAGUGCGCCCGUGUAUAUAGUGUAAGUAAAAUCUUGGCAUUAAUUUCAAUUGGCAUUUUAGACUUUCUAUAGCAUUUGAAAAACCCUUGGAGCGAUCAGGAUCGGACAAUGUGAGUAUGACACCCCCACUUCAUACUACUUGUGUUAGGUACGUUCAUGGUUGAUUGCUGAUCUCUCAAGUGGCAUGUAUAUGUCAUCUGCAUUUGACAUGCCGCAGCUCAGAUCAAACUUAAAAACAGCUAUUGUACCCAUUGUAUACAUGACUGGAGUAGCUGUUGCUUUGACAGAAGAGAGGUACAUGGUUGACAUGGCUGCUAGCAAUAUACAUUGCUCUUCUUCCCCUGCCACAUCAUCCGGUUUCCGCUUUUCAAAAAUCCGUGAAAAUAUACAUGUAUUAUCUAAAAAAUAGAUAAAAUGAUUACAUUUAAUUCGAUCGGCAGCAGCAGCUUCGGUGGCUAUCACCUCCGUCGCUGCAAAUUAGUCCACUGGUUUUAAAUCAAAUAUAUACAAUUUAACGCACAUGUGAAAACCGGGCCGCAUUGGAGAUGCAUGCCUAUACGCCUUUUUUAAUAAUAAUAAUAAUAAUAAUAAUAAUAGAAAUAGGUUAUAUCUUCGGUCUUGCCAUUAUAGAGGUACAUGGUUGACAUGGCUGCUAGUAAAAAUAUACAUUGGUCUUCUUCCCCAGCGGCAUCAUCCCGUUUCCGCUUUUCAAAAAUCCAUAAAAAUAUACAUAUAUUAUCUAAAAAUUAGAUAAAAUAAUUAUGUUUAAUUCGAUAGGUGGUAGCAGCUUCAGCGCCAUCACCUUCGCUGCUGCAAAUUAGUCCACUGGUUUCAAAUCAAAUAUAUACAAUUUAACACGCAUGUGAAAAUCAGGCUGUAUUGGAGAUGCCUGUACGCCUUUUUUAAUAAUAAUAAAAUGAGUUAUAUCUUCGGUCUUUACCCGUUAGACACACUGUCAUCCAGAGGCCUAUAUAUACAGAGCACCUAUCACACUGCAUGCCAUGCUCCUCAUCCAAAGUUCAGACAACCAGAAAAUUAACCAAGAAUUGCUCUGCCUAUAGCAAGAUCUAGUAGCAAAGCUUGACUCUGAGCUCAGGAGGAAGAAGAUGGAAGGGCACAAGAGUGGCAUGGAAGCUGUAGCAGUUGCCAUCCCUCCCUUGCACACUGGUGAGAGCAACCACAGGAUUGACAGCAAUGUCAGCUCGCAAUGCCAUGCUGAUCCUGCAGAGCUCUCUGAUGAAACUCAGCAGCAAUCUCUGUGGCAUCUAGGCCUAAGAAAGAUAAUACCAUCAUCUGUUCCUCUCCUCAAGAAGGUCAGUGCUGAGUUCUUUGGCACAUUCAUACUGAUCUUCACCGUGCUAUCAACCAUCAUCAUGGAUGAACAACACAAAAGUAUCGAGACGCUCCUCGGAAUCGCAACAUCUGCAGGCUUAGCAGUCACUGUUCUAGUUCUGUCCCUCAUCCACAUAUCAGGAUGCCAUCUGAACCCUGCAAUCAGCAUCGCCAUGGCCGUCUUUGGUCACCUCCCUUCUGCUCAUCUUCUACCUUACAUUUCUUCACAAAUUCUCGGGGCCGUCGCCGCCUCCUUCGCCGUCAAAGGUCUGUAUCAUCCGGUGAACCCCGGGAUUGUCACCGUGCCAAAUGUCGGCACGGUUGAGGCGUUUUUCGUCGAGUUCAUAAUAACAUUUUUUCUACUGUUCAUCAUCACUGCUCUUGCCACUGAUCCUAAUGCAGUGAAAGAACUGAUAGCAGUGGCAGUUGGGGCAACAGUCAUGAUGAACAUUCUUGUGGCAGGGCCAUCAACAGGAGCAUCGAUGAAUCCGGCGCGUACAAUUGGCGCGGCUAUUGCCACAGGGAGAUAUACUCAGAUUUGGGUUUACUUGGUGGCAACUCCACUGGGUGCUAUAGCUGGAACUGGGGCUUAUGUUGCAAUUAAGCUGUAGUUUACACCAGGUAACUUGUGACUCUUUGAGCAUGCUGAUAUAACCAUUUCGCCAGAAUGUAAAUAAACAAAAUUCUACUAGCUCCAUGAUCAAGUAUAGACACUGUAAUUACUUCUAAUAGCUGUUUUUUUACUAUCUCCGUGACCAAAAUGUCAAUAAUUACUUGUAAUAGCUGUUUUUACUAGCUCCAAGACCAAAAUGUCAAUAAUUACUUGUAAUAGCUGUUUUUAGCUAUGGUAAGAAGAACACUUCAGUGUAGAUACCCAAUA
Oryza sativa Japonica Group (Japanese rice) is the source of this 2903-nucleotide messenger RNA. The record is from RefSeq and is a predicted model, not a curated record. NCBI's taxonomy places the organism in Eukaryota, Viridiplantae, Streptophyta, Magnoliopsida, Poales, Poaceae.